This is a messenger RNA of Cooperia oncophora, 996 nucleotides long. Lineage: Eukaryota; Metazoa; Nematoda; Chromadorea; Rhabditida; Trichostrongylidae. The record is from the annotation of a GenBank genome assembly.
CUGAAAGUUUACAAGAGCAAGAUUUACAGGAUCCUUCCUGAUCUCCUUCGUAUCAACUCGGUUCGAGGUCGCCAUACUGGAACGAUUGACUGUGCUGCCAUCACCGAAGUCGAUGUCAAAUUGGCUUCGAUCCGGCUGACUGUCAAAGACGUUCCUGCUCAUCCAUUUGUGGAACCUCCAGUUGUACUGAAGAGAAAAUGCGUAAUCCAAAUGACAAUCGGCAAGAUUAUGGGAGAUAAAUCAAGACAAUAUACUUGUCGAAAUUGGAAACGCGAUUUCGCAAGGGUUCACUGGCGAAAACGUUGUCGUUGGAUAGAGACCAACGUGAAUAUGAAAAAUUUGAAGCUCAUCGUCACUUUGACGCCGUGGGUGAAUUACACAUUCCGAGUAAUCGCUGAGAAUUCACAUGGUCGGUCAGACAGGAAUAUCGCGCUGGAUGACGAAGGAACAGAACCUGACAAUUUGGUGGUCUACUGGAAACCUAUGGAGAAGUAUUACUGGAAUGCUCCUCACUUACAGUACCUUAAGAACCAUACAAUUAUCCGCGAACAGCCAACGUUCCGUCCAUUCCAAGUUCAAGUACGAGCGGUCAACGCAAUUGGACCCAGUAUUCUCGAACCAGAUAUCGUGAAAGGAUUCUCUGGCGAGGAUGUGCCAUCAACGCCACCAAACAAUUUUCGAGUCGCUAAAAUCAUGAAUUUCUCGACAGUCAGCUUCAAAUGGGAACCGGUGGAGGAGCCGUCCGUGAAUGGAUUCUUCCGUGGUUAUGAGAUAGAAUUCUGGCGUGAUCUUCUCCCAGCGCGAAAAUACCGUGUUAUGCUGCAGCCGAAUGAAACCGAGAAGACGAUUACCACUCUUGCGCCAAAUUCCAACUAUACAGCAGUGAUCCGGACCAAGAAUCGUCGCUACGGUAGUGAACCAAGUCCAGCCGUUCAUGUUACAACCCCUGAAGGACUACCGUCAAGAAGUGCACAAUUGACGGUAAUGCGCCGUUGA